Molecule: messenger RNA, 4888 nt
Organism: Drosophila mojavensis
Lineage: Eukaryota; Metazoa; Arthropoda; Insecta; Diptera; Drosophilidae
Gene: Rgk2
Exons: 7
Coding region: 321-2618 (765 amino acids)
Cellular component (GO): plasma membrane
Molecular function (GO): calcium channel regulator activity; GTPase activity; GTP binding
Source: RefSeq, a predicted model, not a curated record
GCUGCGUGCGCGCUCGGUCGAGCCAUAUUGAGCGGCAGCCAGCGGCAGUUGCAGCACCAGCGCGCGUCCAAGCGGAAACGGAAGUGCAACACAUACAAAAAAAAAAAAAAAAAAAAAAAAAAAAAAAAACACCAAACGAAAAAUAAGUGUACAAACUGUUGCUGCAGACAAUUAGCGAACAAAAAGUGAAGUUCAGAAGUGAAAAAAUUGCAGGAAAUUUUCGCGCAUCGUAAAUCAAAAUAAUGCAGCAUCAGCAGCUGGAGCAUUAAACCUACUCGACCGUCCGCCCAGUCCCCGGACCCCGCCAGUAUUUGGUAAACAUGGCACAGCAGCAGCACAGCUGGGAUGGCGGCGAUGCGUCCUCCAACUAUGGCACACACGGACACCCACACACACAGACAAACGCCCACGGCCACGCCCACGCGCACGGCCAUGGCGGGCACAAGACGCCAGCGCGUGCUGCGAGCAAUCCGCUGCCCUACAAAGGCGCCACGCCCAAGUCGCCCAGAAGCUACUACGCGGCGCCGCCCUCCGUCUAUGCCACGCCCACGCAGUCGAGCAGCAGCUACGGCUAUGGCAACUACGAUCAGCCGCCGCGCAGUCCGAAAAUAACGACGACCUAUGCCAACGACAGCUGCGACGAGGCCAGCAGCUCGACGCCCUCGUCCUACUAUCAGACGCCCCCGUCGGGCUCCGUUGACGACUCCGUCUCGCUGCUGACCCACAGUCCGAAGUCGCCGUGCAAAUUCGUCUUCGACGCAGUCAGCCCAGCUGGCGGCAUGGAUCAAGCAGCGCUGGGCAAGAAAUUCGAGUACUAUGAGCCCAUCUCCCCGGACGACGGCUCGCUCUACUAUGAGCCACCCAGCUCUCCCAGGCGCCAGGGCUCCAAGAAGCUCAUUCGUGGCCACGCGACGCAGCUGGAGCAGGUGCCGCAGCUAACCACAACCGGUGUGGCCGGCAAGCGACGGCGGGACGAGUGGGAGCUGCCCAUCAUAACGAAGGUCGAUGCGCGAUCCCUGAGUGCAGCAGCAGCUGCAGCAGCAGGAGGCGGAGGGAGUGGAGGCGGAACAGGAACUGGAUCAUCUGGCGGUUAUUCCACACCCGGAUACUAUGGCCUAAAGCGUGACUCCUGCGUCACCGAGUGCACUCAGCUGUCCAACGAGUCGGGUGAGACGGCGACCCAGCACACGACCACCACCACCACGAGCUUCAGCUACACGGACACGGAGGGUCAGCCACAAGAGCAGCCGCAGCAGCAGCAGCAGCAGCGCCGCCAGCGUCGGCAUGCCAUCAACAUCACCUCGAAUCCGGGCUACCAGGUGCUCCACAGCUCCCACUCCACCUUGGAUCGCACCUGCUCGGACAGCGUUGUGUCGCUGCGCUAUCGCAAGUCGACCAGCGACUUGACCCAGGAUGCCGAGCACGAGCUGAGCGGCUGCAAGCCAUCCAAGCCCAAGCGAGAUACCGUCGAGUACAAGCCAAGACGCCGUGGCAGCUCCAAGGGUGGCCUGGCCUACCUGGCCAGUCGUCGCAGCUCGCGCGAGUCCAUGAAGAGCGCCUGCUCGAAUGCUUCCAUAUUCUCCAACGACGACAUCGGUCCGUUGGCCUUCCAGAGCUCCAAUCGUGGGCGACAGCGACGCACGUCCAACUUUUUGGAGCUACCAGUUCCGGAUCAUGUACGCCCACGCGUCUGUUCGUUGCCCGAGCGUCCGUACAAUCCACGGGCCAGUGACGAUCUCUAUCGGCUGCGCCACUUCUCUAUCAGCAAAGGCAACGUGGUGAACUGUGGGGAUUCGAUCAUAUCGCGACGAUCGCGCAGCAACACAAGCGUCAAUUCGACGAAUAGUCGCGCCAGUGAACGAUCACCCUUCGAGGGCAGCUGCUGUGGUGCGGGCUAUGCGAAUGUGGACUCGCUGCCCGCCUCGCCCGAUGAUUCGGAGAGCAUGGAUCCGCCGCCCCCGGCUCGAUAUCGGGUCGUAAUGCUGGGCGAUGCGGGCGUGGGCAAAACGGCGUUGGUCAAUCAGUUCAUGACAUCGGAGUACAUGCACACGUACGAUGCAAGUCUGGUUUUAGACGAUGAGUUCGGCGAGAAGACGGUCAGCGUCCUGCUCGAUGACGAGGAGUCCGACAUGGUCUUCAUCGACCAUCCCAGCGUUGAGAUGAGCGUCGAGAACUCCCUAUCCACCUACGAGCCGCACGGCUGUGUCGUGGUCUUCUCUGUGGUGGACAAAGGCUCGUUCCGCAUCGCCGAGGAGAUUAUCAACUAUCUGUGGCAAGAGAAUUACACCAAGGACAAGGCAGUCAUACUUGUGGGCAAUAAAGCGGACUUGGCGCGCGCAAGGCUUAUCACGUCACAGGAGGGCAAAACGCUGGCUGCCUCACGCGAUGCCAAAUUUAUUGAGACCUCCAGCGGCAUACAACACAAUGUCGAUGAGCUGCUCGUCGGGAUACUGAAACAGAUGCGGCUCAAGGAGACGCGCGAGAAGAAGGCUACCUCAUCGAAGAUGAAGACCUCACGCACUCACAUCUCGCUGCAUCUGGCCAAGGAAAUACUGCAAAAAAUUUGCCUUAGCGAUAUUUCCAAGUCGAAAAGCUGUGAAAAUCUUCACGUGCUGUAAACAAUGCAAAAAAAUGGAGCAAGCAAAACAAAGCAAAAAUUCCCCCAAAGCAAACAUAGCAGAAAUCAAUAGCCAAAAGAGAAUGGAGAAAAAAAAUACAAGUAAAAAAAAAAAAAAAAAAACAAAACAGAGCUAAACAAAGAUUAUUUUGCUAGCAUUUUAAAGCCAUAUAAAAUCCAUAUAUAAAACAUAAAUAUAUAUACAUAUAUAUAUUCAUAUAUUUAUAUAUUAUAUAGCCAAUGCUCAGCUUGCAUUAAAACUGUUUUGAUGUUCUCUUUUUAAAGGCAUUUUUACGAGUAUUAUAAACAUAUACAAAUUAUUAUGGAUGUUGAGUCGAAAAAAUUCCAAAUUUCAAAAGGGAAAGAGGAAAAAAAAAAAACAAAAACAAAUUAUAUAAGAUAUGUUACAGCCAAUUUGUGUGCGCUAUGGACCUAUUUAGUAUAUGUAUGUAUAUGUGAGGACGGUUUCUCAUAUCGGCUAAGAGCAGGUGCCGAGCCUCAAAUUGUUCACAAAUUUGCGUCUUUCACAAAGCCAUUUGGGCUCGUUACUCAAGCUCUUGCCAAAGUUAACAACUGCCUUUAGCAGGUGCUGCAAUAGAUUGCGUCUGCUUAUUUUCUUAUUAACUGUGGAUUGAGCAAACAGGCGAAUUUAGCUUUCUAAACUUUGUGUUAAUAACAUCGCAAUGCUACGAACGGGCAUUAGGUGAAUAAGCCCAAAGCCGAACAACUGGCAUUAGCUAUGACAGUAGAAAAUGGAAAAGUGAGGACAUCAUUUUCAAAAUAUUUACUCAAACUUUUGUUAGCUUGUGUAUUAAAUAAAGAGACUCGUCUAAGUGCUGAAAAGCUAUUCCUUAAUAAGCUAGAACUUUGACCGUAAUAUAUGAAAUAUGUCUGUCAUAGAUUGUUUUCGCAUAUGAUUCAAUUUGAUAGAAGAAGCAGAUAAGCUAAAAUGUGAGAUGUCAGUUGGAGCUAGUAAUGGCACGAUCAUAUGAUACACAAAAAUCGAUUAUUUUAUCGAUUUAAUUGUAUGGAAAUUUGCGAUUUAUUGAAUAAUACCACUGACCUGUUCUCUGGUCAGUGAUAAUACAUAGAUUAUUCCAAAAAUCAAUCGAGUCGGUCUCUAGAGUAUUUUCAUUAUGAGCAGAGCGCCCUUGAUGACUCGAUUAUUUUUCGUCGAUUAAUUGAAAUUAAUAAUCGCGUAACUUUAAUUAAUUAUAUUAUUUCAUUCAUUCGAUUCAAAAAUGUUAUUCUUCCAUCUCUAGUUGGAGCUCAAUAUUGAAACUGAAAUCAACUUAGCUUAGAUAUACAGCUUUUAGCAGAAAUUAACUAGAAAGUCUCUACUAAAUUUAUAUAUCCAAUAGAAAAUGUUGGUCUCAACUCUAUCAAUAUGAAUUUCAAAUGAAGCAUUCGAAAUUUUACUAUCUGAAUGUUUAGGAUAACUUCUAAUCUACUUAAACUCAAGCUGACAUUGGUGAAUGUACAAAGGACGAACUAAGUGAAUUUAAAAUAAACCUCAAGCCUCGCUUUGCUAGCGACCUGGCUCAAGGUAUAAAAUAAAACCAGCUCAAGUUUUGGUUAGAUAAAAUUAAUUAUAAAAGAGAUAAAACUGAGAGCAGCCACAAUUUAUUAUCAACUUACAUGAACGUAGACUUGGCGAAUGGUAAAUUUAAGGCAAGGCUGGCUUCGGGCAAUAUGGGCGUUGACAGCAACAUCUCCCCGGAAUCCACAUAGAUUAGGCAAGGCGAACUUGAGGCUAAUUUAAAUUGUGGAACAUCGACUACGUGCCCACCUCUUAUAAGCUUGCUAGAGACGCAUUGCUCACAUGUGCUCAAGUCGUUGGCGUUUUGGGCCGCGCGGUCAGGCCCCCGACUCGAGUUGCGAUUGUGGCAUUUUGUUUAUGGCGGAUGUUUUGAUUGGAUUGCCUGCUAGACCCAGACAGCAGCGAGGCAGCGCGGCAGCAUUUAUCACCAGUUCGGGCGUCUGGCCUUGGCAUAGCCCAAAAGCAAACCUAAUUUUUGUUUUUGUUUUUUUUUUUUUUUUUUUUUUUGGGCUGAUAACAGCGUUAAGCAGACGCGUGGCAGUUGGAAUUAGCUGAGAGAUAGGCUCACACAUACAUACACAAAUAGCAUUAUAUUUCUAUGUGUUCCAAAAACAAAUUUAAAUUCAAUUCAACAAUGUACUGUCAAUUUUUUUCCAAAAAAUAUGAAGGCAUAUGCUUAAAGUAUAUAAUCCAGCAGAACUAACAUUAACAUAUUAAAGUAUUUAAAUAGA